This is a messenger RNA of Morus notabilis, 1108 nucleotides long. Its product is annotated as squamosa promoter-binding protein 1. Lineage: Eukaryota; Viridiplantae; Streptophyta; Magnoliopsida; Rosales; Moraceae. Gene Ontology annotation, molecular function: DNA binding. Gene Ontology annotation, cellular component: nucleus. Bases 101 to 730 code for a protein of 209 amino acids. The transcript has 2 exons. The record is from RefSeq and is a predicted model, not a curated record.
UUCACACAGUUCCGAUUCCACCACACCCUUUUGUUGCUCUUUUCAAUUACCAGCACCAAUUCCCUGUGUCGUUUCUCAACUUUCUUUCUCUGAUCAAUUCAUGGAGUUAGGCAAACUUGACAAGACCAAGCAGAAGAUGGGGAUGGUGGUGAAGAAGAAACUAGACCAAGGUCAGGACGAGGAUUACUGUUCUGCUGAGGCUGAGCAGACAAUGGGUUAUACUCCUGAAAACGACAAUAAUAAGAAGAAGAAAGGUCAUGUCGUUUUUGGAAGCAGUAGUAUUGGUGGGAAGAAAAGCUUGUCAAGUGGGAAUAACAACAACAACAAUAAUAAUAAUAAUAAUAUGGCGAGCCGGUGUUGCCAGGCUGAGAAGUGCGCGGCUGAUCUGAGCGAUGCCAAGCAGUACCACAGGAGGCACAAGGUGUGCGAGCACCACGCCAAGGCCCAGGUUGUGCUUGUUGCUGGUGUCAGGCAAAGGUUUUGCCAGCAAUGCAGCAGAUUCCAUGAGCUGUCGGAAUUCGACGAAACCAGACGGAGCUGCCGCAGGCGUUUAGCUGGACACAAUGAACGGCGGAGGAAGAGCUCGGCCGAGACUCACGCUGAAGGUUCGGGCCGCAAAGGUAUAGGCGCUCAGCUAAAAGACACGGCUUGCGGGCAGGCUGAUGAUAGGGCAAGAAUCCAGAUAGCCCCCCAAGAGAAUGCCACUUACAAGCAUUUCCAUAUCACAUAGCUCAUAAUAUAUUCCUCUCAAGACAUGGCAUUCCUUGCUUUCUCUCUUCUGUCAUCUUAGGUAUAAUAUAAUGACGUAUUUAUAUCCAACGUUAAUAAAAUCAUGACAUAUUUAUAUGCAAGGCUUGAACUUAGGUUAACCACAAAAUUUCAAUGGUAAUAUGAUUUAUAUAUUGUGGCUGUAGAAAAUAAACUAUCAUGUGGUUUACCAAUUUGGCCAUAGUAGAAUUCUCAAGAUUAGUAGUCUUAUUCCGACCCUUCUCCCAUGUGUCUUCCUUCUACAUUAUCUCUACAAUUUUGUCUUAAGCAGUCUAGAAUAUAAAUAUUAUUUUCUGCACCAUGGUGUAAGGGUAGCAGAUGGUAUAUAACUUGAAUAAGG